UUUGCGAGUCGGAAUGUAUUGUCGACGAACCAAACAUUAGCGGAACCACUACCGACAAUUCAAGAAGGCAGCAAAGCGCAGGGUUGAAAAAAAUCCUUUUAUUUUCGUAAUGUCCGACGAGGAAGAGGAUUAUAUGUCCGAUGCUUUCCUCAGUCAAAUACAAGAUGUCAAACCAGGUGUCUCCAUGGUAAGGCGAGUAAAAGAAGCCAUAAAAAGGGAGGAAAAGCACAAAGACAACAACAUUAAAAACCGUCAAAAAACCUACAAAGAGCAAGAAAAGGAAAGUCGUGAAGCAGCUUUACAGAGCUCCAUUACCAAUCAGAAUAAGGGAUUUGCACUUUUGCAGAAAAUGGGUUACAAAGCUGGACAAGGCCUCGGAAAAGAAGGGGCUGGCAGAGUUGAUCCAAUUCCACUGAAUAUCAAAACAGACAGAGGUGGAAUUGGCAUGGAGGAGGCAAAGAAAAGAAAAGCUGAGGAGGAACUGGAGCAGUAUCGGAAGAAAGUACAGGUCAAACACCAGAAUGAAACCAAAUCGCUGGAAGAUUUCAGGUCGAGAGUCCGAACUGAGAGAGAGGAGCGAAAGAUUGAGGGAGACCUCAGAAGAAGUCAGCGAGCCUGUGAGCAGUUAGAUUCUCAAAAGGGCAUCACAGUCCCCCGGGAAGAAUGGUACUGGCCUAAGGUCUCUGCUGAAGAAGAUGUUGAUGGUCUUCAGGAGGAGGAUGAAGAAGAGGAUAUUGCGGAAUUACCUGCCUUUGACCAACUGCAAAGUGUAACACUGUACUUAAGAGGAAUCCAUUUUUACUGCAUAUGGUGUGGAACCACCUUUAAUGAUGAAGAAGACCUGUCGUCUAACUGUCCUGGGGAAACAGCAGCAGACCAUGAAUGAACUAAUACUUUUAUGUUAUGAAACAGACAAUAGAAUAAGCCAAAUUGAUGCAGCGUGGAGCUAAACUGGCUUGACACCAUAAUUGAUAGAAAAUCUGACACUUUUUCAAUUUGGGAUUUUUUUUUUUGCAAAAUACUGGAUGAUGUUUUAUUUAAAUGGAUGCAAUUUCUUGCCGAUUUGCACUAAAAUCCAUUUUAAAUCACAAUGUAUUGUGCUGUAUGUUAAUAUUAACAUUUAUUUUUGUGUGGGCAGCUGCGUUUUGGUUAGGACAUCUGCCAAAAACUAAAAUUUUAGUUAAUUAGAGAUGGUACAUUUUCCAAAGGUGUCAAUGUUUGGUUGCACUCUACCCCCCGCUCGGCCAAAGUCAGCUGGGAUAGGCUCCAGCUUGCUUGUGAACCUUGUGAGGAGAAGCAGUACAGUAUAGAAAAUGGAUGGAUGUUUACUGAGCUAAAAGUAUUCAAGACACAUUUUAGGCAAAAGAGUCUGUCUAAAGUUUAUACAUAGGUGAAUGGGUAAUGACUGUAG
Messenger RNA from Doryrhamphus excisus (bluestripe pipefish), 1411 nucleotides. It is a transcript of the gene gpatch11, whose product is annotated as G patch domain containing 11. NCBI's taxonomy places the organism in Eukaryota, Metazoa, Chordata, Actinopteri, Syngnathiformes, Syngnathidae. The record is from RefSeq and is a predicted model, not a curated record. Gene Ontology annotation, molecular function: nucleic acid binding. Gene Ontology annotation, cellular component: kinetochore.